CUUCGCGCCAGUCCUCGUCUGAUCUGAGCUUUUGAGGAACAGCAAUAACCCUGGGCCCAGUUUUUGAGGAUUUUGGCGGCAUUCUGCUGACACUAUAACAGCAAAGGAAAGUGAAGAUGUCCAGUCCACAGACGGUACAAUCUCUUCAAACAUCUAGAGUUCCGUUAUCUUCAAUAGACAAUAGGCCUAUGGUGGCUCCUCAGAAAGAUGCUCUUAAUGCUGUGCCUGACUUGCAAAAAGUAUAUGAAAAAGAUGGGGAUGAGGAACGCAAGGAAGAUCCCGAUUCAAAAAAUGAUGAAGCUGGAACUGAUGGAGAUGAAAAUAGUGACAAGGGAUCGGAAGCAGACAGUGAGGAAAGUGAUGUUCCUCGGAGAAAACCAUUCAAGAGAGGGAGAGACCAGACGAGAAUAAGAGACAACCAGGAGGAUUUGUCAGGCAGUGAGGACAGCGUAGAAAAGCCCUUCUCUAAGUCAAGUCCUGGAAGCAAGUGUCAAGUGGAGUCUGACUCAGAGUCAUCACAAGACAUCAGUCCUGGACGGAAACGAAAAUUUUCGAAACCCGUGGUGAGCAACGAUGGGGAGGUGGAAGACGACGAUUUCCAAAUGACUGCAAAGCCAAAGGACCCAGCCCCAGGCAGCUACUGCAGUAAACCUCUCCUAAGAAAUCGUGAUGCUGGAAGCGACGAAGAUGACAAGCAAGAUGAUGAGUCAGAAGACGGUGAGGGCAGCGCAGGAACGCUCUCCCCAAGCAACAGUGGAGGAAUGGACGAUGAUUAUGAACCCCCAAUGAGUUCUUCGUCAGAGAAUGUUUCGAGUUCAGAGGACGACUCAGACUGCCAGAUGACUUCCGGUGAUGAACAAGACAAGGAAGAGUCGGAACAGGAGGAUACUAUGGGUGAUAAUGAAAAGUUUGACCCUUCAACUGUCAAAAGACUUUACAAAACUUCAAAACACAAAGAUGCUUCUGCCAAAAAAUAUCCUGCUAGAAAACCUCACAAGAAGAACCAGUCUGAAUACUGGGAAAAUUUGGAAAAGCAUUUCCGGAAACUGGGUUGUCUAGGGCCAUGUCAACCACUGAAGGAGAUCUUGGAUCAGUGGUGUCUGACAUGGGUUGAGGAUCUCGAGAGUUUAGACGGUAAUUGCCCUUGUGGUAAAGAAGGAAUUAGGUUUUUAUGUCAUAUUAAGAACGUGAAAAACGGAACAGAAACAUACGUCGGCUCCAAAUGCAUUGAGCGGUUUAAUCUCGGUGAUCGAACUGUUGCUGGGAUUCUUCAAAACUUACUUCUUCGUGGAAUAACCGUCACACUAGUUGAUAAGAAAAGUAUGAAGUUUGCCAUCAAAAGAGAAAACAUUGGGCUUGUGCAGAACCGAGAGAGAUUCAAGAUUUCAGGUUCCCUGCCUCUUCAGAUGCCUCGAGAAGCCAAGAGGAACUAUCCUAUCCUAACAGUGACGGGUGGGGGAAAAAACAGAAGCAUUGUUAAUCAAAUGAAAAAGGGCCUCGUGUAUAAGUUGUGGCUCCAGCUGACCCUCGAAAAAGAUGAAAGUGCUUCGGGUGUUUGGAAGAUAAACAUAACUCAAUCUGUGCGUGUUAAAGCCCAUUCUCCUUUGCCAAAGGAUGUGCAGAAAUACCUCCGAAUGUAAUCCCUCAAUUCUCCAAAAUACAAAUACAUUGAUUCUGUUUUCUGAGAGGACACGGGAUUUGCCCGUCCCAGAAAAAUUAACUAAUUAUGUUAAACUUUUUCUCAGUGGGAUGAGGAAAGAAACAACUGAAGUAUACACAUGUAUCUCAAUACAUGCUGUUCAAGCUUCACUUUGGGGGUUAAAUGCAUAUAGAUUAACUUUAAUGAAAGUGCCACCAUCAUGCCAACCACAGUUAAUCACUAGCUGGUACAAGUCUAGUAUCCGCACAACCUGACAGCACCUCCGUCUGCCAGUGAAGCUCAAAUACAGAUUGGCCUACAUGUAGAUACAAAUUUAAAAAUGAUCGAUAUUCCGUGGUGUAGGCUAUGUAGUCUUCCAAGUACUUCAAAAGGAUGGAUAAUACAGACUAUGCAUAUAUAUAUGUUCGUACAAAGUACACCAGAGAAAGGAUUGCAGUUUUGAGUGACACUUGAGUACAGAUGUACUCUAUACCGACGUGAAUAAGUCGCACCUAUUGUUAUGUGUGUAAAAGGUAUUACCAUGGCAACCAGCGCGUGAAUCAACAUGCGCGCGUUCAUACUCUCUUUAGUUCAUUACACUUCCCGUUUCAGAUGACAUGCGCCUUUAUAUAUUACACUCAACUCUCUCAAAGUGCAUGCUCAUCUCACCACCUUAGAGGGAGGUGAAUAACAAGCAUCUAACGCGUGUGUGAAGGCAAAUCAAUUGCACUGGUACCUUUUUAUGCCACUUGCAUACGGUCAUAAUUCACUUGAUGAGAAUGGAGGCUGAUAACGAAGAAUAGACCCAUCCAUUAAGCCUCACCCCAAUAUCUUCUAACUAAUCACAGCCAUGGUUUAUGUCCCACACGCAUGCACGAGAGUCAGACUGGUUCCCGUCCCGAACGUAGUCUUAAAGGCGUCCUCCGAACUUAAAUCGUUGAUUUCAAAUGAGCCAUCUCUGCCUGUUUAAAUUUUGUGUGUAGGAAGAUGUAGACAACUGAAAUGGUGGUGUCAUUUACGAUUUCAAAUAGUUGUUAAGUACACAAAUGUCUGGAGACUGUGUUCGAUGAUGUGUUAAACCAAUAAAUAUUAAACUACAUGUACACGUGAAAUUGACGUAACACAGCACAGUAUACACGCAGAAAAAGACCUGAACUAGUGUUUGCAGAGCUGACAAACAGUUGAAGGGAAGAUGACUACGGUGAAUCAAAAUACAUAUGAAAUAGCAAGGCUGUGGCACACUGGCAAAACAGUUGUAUAUCCUGCAAUGCCACUACAAUUACAUGUAUUUUCCGUACCUAUAAGCUUUUAGUGCGUUUUGGAAGAUCUUCAAGUAAUACAGAUUUUCGAAGAUGGUAAAACCCGUCUAUUUCUCCUAUAAGGCUUUGUAAUGUGCCGUAAUUUUGAACAAAAAGCUUUGAGAUUUAAAGUAAUUGCGUUGGUUAUUAAAACUAAGUAGCAAAAAUGUUUUAGAAUUAAUUUCAUUCUCUGGAAAUGCGUAACCAGUGCAUUUUUUCCAAUCCUUUUAUUGUGUCAUGCAAGAAUAAUAAAAAUGUCAAACGCAUUUGCAUUAGUGUCUACUCAAUUCGGUAGCUUAAAUACGAAAGAUGAAAAAGGAAACCUGCAAAAACAGGCAUAGGAAGGACGGUAGCCGAACCUGAUUUUGAAAAUUAGGGUAAAUUACCAGUUGGUUUAAGUUCCAAAAAUUCAAGUUCUGGACAGAUUAUCUUGUAAACUUUUAGAUCAAACUAUAACUUUCUUAGCUUUUUCAUCAAAUGGCAUUCGGUUUAAGUCUCGAAUCCAAUCAAUCUGCACUUGUGUAAUGUAUUCCUCGGCACUCUUUGGUUUCUUUUGCCUAAUUUUAUUCAGAUGUAUUGUGUUUAUUAUGAGUUGGCGUUGAUUUAGUUUAAUACUGUCUGCUAUAUACAGUUUGCAAAUACAUGUAAAUACUCAAACUGUAUAUUGCCCGUUGACCACUAAAGGAAUGUUCUGGUGAGUUUAGAUGGUUUUAGGAACCCCAUGUCGCGUUUUAUUGACUUCUGUGAAAUUUAAGGAAACAAUUUUCGUAAAAAACUAUGUCUGUCGGUUUGUGUUUGCGUUUUUCUAAAGGUUGCGUACUGUGACGAAACAGGGGUAUGCAUGAAUGCCAGUCUAAGUCAUGAAUUAUUAAGCAUUGCGUUGACCAAUCAGCGUUGCGUAGAGCAUUAGGUCUGGGCGCUUGCGGCGUGCUUAUAGAGCGCGCGCACAAUCAGUUAGUGAGUUUCGCUGCUGGGUCGCAGAGUGGCAGGAUCGUGGAGGACGCUUUCUACCGUUCUGUGCUGUGACUGCGAUGUAUAGCGUGGACGCUGCACCUGGGGCGCUGCGUGUAGUGACUAUAACUGGCACUAGGUGUAGUAGCGAACCGUAUUGGGUCUAGAUUACUUUAGUGAUAGAGCUGAGUGUCGUGAACCUAGGCUGGGAGCUAGUGGUCUUUGCUGUUGGAUUGCUUGUCGUCUGUAAGCACUGAUAGUGGGGUGACGGCUGGAACUAAGGCAAACUUGUAAUUGUGCUAGCUAGCCUUCAGGUUUACUUGAUGUACUCAGAUCGCUGUGAGGGUAAUUUCCCUUUCGUUAGAUCGACCCCGUUUUGCAUGACACUCUGUGUUAUUUGUGUGAGGGCUAUCACUAUUUAGUGAGGUAACCCUUGAGUUGUAGGCUAGCUGUGUUUAAGUUAGUCGGGUGGUUAGUUAACCACCUGAGGCAUAUUGUAUUGCCUUGUGAUGUGUAUUGUGUACAUAAAC
Molecule: messenger RNA, 4418 nt
Organism: Acanthaster planci (crown-of-thorns starfish)
Lineage: Eukaryota; Metazoa; Echinodermata; Asteroidea; Valvatida; Acanthasteridae
Source: RefSeq, a predicted model, not a curated record